UGAACUUUCCGCACACAUCGUCAGGAGAGGUCAAGAGCUAUAGAGGCUGCUGCCGCGCCGAUUUUCCGGGAGCUGCAGUUAUCUCGCUGCGACGCCACCAUUUUGAGCUGCUCCGAAUCGCGCACCUCUAUAUAGUCUAUACUAUACUAUAUUUGCAGCGCGCGUCGUUGUUUCGGAGCAGCGGACACGCGGUGCGGAUGUAUAGCACCUAUACAGCCAGAGCAGAAGAUUUCGAUCGGGCGAUUCACACGCAGAUGAUAUGAGGUGGUGUCGUGCUCUCGUCGCCUGACAGGGGUGAGUUCGAGGCGACUCUGCUCUCGCGUUGCGUUCUCUUAUUUUCGGGGUCUGCAUACUACCUGGGCUCCUAACUUACAGUAUUUAUCAAAGAGAACAGAAUUUAUGUUUGAAUUUACAUGCCUGGCAUGGGAUGAGUACUUACAUACUACCACUAUCUUCACUUGUACCAUAUUGCAAGUGAAGAAGAAAGAAUCUCUACUAUCAAGUUGAUAUUGGUGAGCUCUAUAAAACCCUCCUCUAUAAAACUCCUCCAGAGAGUAGAAGUCGAAUUGAAAGUACUUAUAUUACAAUUAUGGCAGCAAAGGUCCAGCACUAUGACCCUCCAAGUUCUGCAAGCUCUGAGAGUGAUGACUGUGAUCAAUGUCUAGAGGAUCGAGAAAUAUUCUUCUCUGACGAACUAUCAGAGGAAUAUCGCAGAGACAUGGGCACACCAACUCCAGCACCACCUUCUCCAAGACCUCCAUCCACUGGAUCUCAAAAGUCACCUCACUCUCGCAGACAAAGAACAACUAGCUGCUCACAAUCUAAUAAAAAGACUGCUGCAGAGUCAAUACUUCAGAGUAAGACUAGGACUAUUUACACUGCUGGAAGGCCACCAUGGUACAACUCUGCUGGACAACAGGUUGAACCUUUUGUAAUUGGAAUUUGCGGUGGCAGUGCAUCCGGCAAGACUACUGUAGCUACUAAAAUUAUUGAAUCUCUUGAUGUACCAUGGGUUACAUUGCUCAGUAUGGACUCCUUUUACAAAGUUUUGAACGAAAAGCAGCACGACAUGGCAGCCCGUAAUGAGUAUAACUUUGACCACCCAGAUGCCUUUGACUUUGAGUUGCUAAGAGUUACUUUGCAGCGUCUCAAAGAAGGAAGAAAAGUGGAAGUACCUAUUUACAAUUUUGUAACGCAUAGCAGAGAAACUAGAACCAAAAUGAUGUACGGUGCAAAUGUUAUUAUAUUUGAGGGUAUAUUGACUUUUUACAAUGCGGAAGUGCUGAAAAUGUGUGACAUGAAAGUUUUUGUUGACACCGAUGCAGAUGUAAGAUUGGCUCGGAGACUGAGGAGGGACAUAUCCCAGAGAGGCAGAGAUCUAGAUGGAGUUUUAAAACAGUACAGUACAAUGGUAAAACCUUCCUUUUAUUAUUACAUUGCCCCCUCGAUGGUGCAUGCAGACAUAAUUGUUCCUCGCGGAGGUGACAAUGAAGUAGCUAUAGAAUUAAUCGUUCAGCAUGUCCAUACGCAACUGCAGUUGAGAGGCUUCAAGCUGAGAGAAAAGUUGGCCCAUUCGUACAUCGGCCAGCCACUUCCCAACUCAUUGUACUUACUUCCCGACACGCCCCAAGUCAAGGGCUUGCAUACUUUCAUACGUAACAAAAACACACACAGAGAUGAAUUUAUAUUCUACUCAAAGCGCCUGAUUCGUCUGGUGAUAGAAUACGCGCUGUCUUUGCUGCCAUUCAAGGAGAUCACGGUCGAGACCCCGCAAGGGGUUCAAUACAGCGGCAAGAGAAGCGCCUCGGACAAAAUUUGCGGCGUCUCGAUCCUGAGAGCCGGUGAGACAAUGGAGCAGGCCGUGAGAGACGUCUGCAAGGACAUAAGAAUCGGCAAAAUUUUGAUCCAGACGAAUCUGCAGACCGGAGAGCCGGAAUUGUAUUAUCUCCGUCUGCCCAAGGACAUCAAAGACUACAGAGUAAUUCUGAUGGACGCGACCGUGGCGACCGGUGCCGCGGCAAUGAUGGCCAUAAGGGUGCUCCUCGACCACGACGUGGCGGAGGACAACAUAAUGCUGGUUUCCCUGCUUAUGGCCGAGUCGGGAGUGCACUCGAUAGCUUAUGCCUUUCCCGAGGUAAAAAUAGUGACUUCUGCACUCGAUCCGGAAAUAAAUGAAAAGUUCUAUGUACUGCCAGGCAUCGGCAACUUUGGCGAUAGAUACUUUGGAACUGAGCCAUCCUCAACAACUGCUGAUUAGUUUUUUUUUUUUUUUUUUUUUUUUUUUCAAAUAUACUUGAUAUUGUUUUUUAAGAUCUGCCAGUUGAUCGAGUGGUGCGAAUAUUUAAAAAUUAUAAUGCUGUAUUGAUUUAUACGAGAGAUAAUAACUGUGAUCGUUUCAAUUUGAAUCAUUUAUUCAAGAUUGUUGUAAAUAAAUUUGAAAAUAUGACAAAGCCAGAACACUCGCUGUUGCGUCAUUCUUUAAUCUUCGUCAACGCUUUAAGACGUCACACCAAAAGAAAAUGGUAAAUCUGUAAUUGAAUGACUAGAGGAAAUUGUAUACUUUGUAUUAUUAAUAAAAUGGACGUGUGUCUGUAAAGGCACAUAUAA
Messenger RNA from Nasonia vitripennis (jewel wasp), 2607 nucleotides. RefSeq names its product uridine-cytidine kinase 1-like 1. Gene Ontology annotation, cellular component: cytoplasm. Lineage: Eukaryota; Metazoa; Arthropoda; Insecta; Hymenoptera; Pteromalidae. Bases 590 to 2257 code for a protein of 555 amino acids. Gene Ontology annotation, molecular function: kinase activity; ATP binding. The record is from RefSeq and is a predicted model, not a curated record. The transcript has 3 exons.